AUGAAGAAGUUUGUUGUAUCUGCUCCUGCGAAAGCUAUAUUAUUCGGUGAGCAUGCUGUUGUAUACGGUUACCCAGCUAUCGCUGCUACAAUUGACUUACGGUGUUAUUUUACAGUUACCAUUAAGAAUGAAGCUUGUGAAGAUAUUAUUAUAGAUUUUAAAGAUUUAUCAGAAAAUAGCAUUCAUAUUCCAAUCAAAAUGUUUCAUUCUAUUUCAAAUAAAGAAUCUGUUAUGGAUUAUGCGUGGAAAUUAGUGUCAGAUCUUUUUAAUUGUGCUUAUCAUGACUCUCUUCAUGAUUCACCUAUCAUUGUUAGCACAUGUGUCAUAGUAUAUCUGUUUAUUCGUGCUACACAACUACGAAGCGAUAAGUGUAGCGAUCAACAAUUCCCAAUGUUUAAUGGAAAAAAUACCAUAUGUAUAGAAAUUCAGUCAGAUAUGCCUAGUGGAUGUGGCCUAGGAUCAUCAGGUGCAUUUUCAGUCGCUGCUACUGCUACUGUUCUGUUAUUAACUAACAAUUAUCCACUUGUACAAGUUUGGGACAUUGAUAAGAUUCAAUGUAAAUUAAUAUCUUCUUUGGCUAGAGACGCUGAAUGCAUCAUUCAUGGAAAAUCUUCAGGAUUAGAUAGUACAAUAUGCACAUAUGGAGGUACUAUAGUUUUCCGGAAAGAUCAACUUCCUUUAUUUCAGGAAAUUAACAUUUCGAAUUUCGAUACUGUCAAAUUACUCAUAGUCAAUACUAACAUUACUCGUUCCACAUCUCUCGCUGUACGGAAGGUUUAUGAUAAGUGGAAGGAAGAUAAAACGUGUGUAAAUUCUAUUUUCAAAGAAAUAGGUAUCGUCGUGGACGAAGUAAUUGAUGUUUUGAAUCAGAAAGAUAACUGUGAAAUUAGCCGAUCGCUUACUCGUCAUAUAGUUAG
Messenger RNA from Schistosoma margrebowiei, 917 nucleotides. NCBI's taxonomy places the organism in Eukaryota, Metazoa, Platyhelminthes, Trematoda, Strigeidida, Schistosomatidae. The record is from the annotation of a GenBank genome assembly.